Messenger RNA from Nicotiana tabacum (common tobacco), 1614 nucleotides. Lineage: Eukaryota; Viridiplantae; Streptophyta; Magnoliopsida; Solanales; Solanaceae. The record is from RefSeq and is a predicted model, not a curated record.
UAAGUAUAUUCUAAUUAGAUUAGAUCAAAAUGGAUUUGGAGAAAGAAAGAAAAAUAUAAACACAAAACCUUACAUUGUAAAACUUUACUGACUUUUCUAUUCAUUUUCAUUUGCUUCUUUUCAGCAUCUCUCAUCAACAUAUAAAUUCAUAUUAUUCUAUUUCUCUCUUCAAUCUUCUUCUGGGUACUCUUGAUUACUUUCCAAAAUUUAUCAGUUUUGAUAUAUGCUUGUUCUUCUAUCUCGCCGUUGACCUAGAAUUAAUUCAGCUCGAUUCUCUUUAAUCCUGACCAGAGGAAGGGAGAUGCUGCAUGCUGACAGGAACUUGGUUUUUAGUCUCUCCUAUCAUUGAAACUUCACACUGAAAGUGGCUAUGAUAAAGUUCUCUAUGGAGGAGGUGGAACUGUAUACCAACUGGGAUAAUGUGAUUUGUCCCAUUUGCUUGGACUUCCCUCACAAUGGUGUUCUCCUCCAGUGCUCAUCUUAUGAGAAGGGUUGCAGGCCCUUUUUGUGUGACACAGAUCAUUUGCACUCCAACUGUCUAGAACGCUUCAAACAAGCACAUCAGAUGAUAGUUGGGUCACAAUUACUUUCAACAUCCAACGAGAGAGAAGAUAUGAUAAAAUCGGAAGCCAACAAUUGGCCUGCCUGCCCCUUGUGUAGGGGAGAAGUUACUGGAUGGGUUGUUGUUGAGAAGGCUCGCAUACAUCUCGAUGUCAAGGAACGCUGUUGUGAAGAGGAUAAAUGUCGAUUUACGGGCACCUAUUUCGAACUUCACAAACAUGCUAAACUUGCCCACCCUCAUGCAUGUCCCGCGAAGAUAGAUCCUGCUCGACAGGUUGACUGGGAAAAUUUUCAGCAGUCCUCUGAAAUAAUAGAUGUCUUGAGUACUAUUCAUGCAGAAGUUCCCCGAGGGGUUGUUUUAGGUGAUUAUGUGAUUGAAUAUGGAAAUGAUAAUUCUGAAGAUGAUUUUGAGGACUUCCCUUCAGCGCAGGGGAACUGGUGGACAUCAUGUAUCUUGUAUCAGGUAUUUAAUAACUUUAGGACGUCUAGAAACAGAAGAAGAUCUAGAGUAAGUAAUACAAGAAGAGGAAACCGCCAUUUGGGUUAUGAUGCUUCUAACUCUGACGAGAGUUCUGUGACAUCUGUAGAAUAUGUAGAUUAUGGGGUUGACGAGACUGAUGAUGAGCUUGUAAGUGCUGCUGGCCUCUCAGGGAGAAGAGCUGAUAGUCGCAGGAUUAAUAAGGAUCCAUUGGAAAGACUGAAGUGUAUCUUCAUUUGCUCGAAAACUAGCAUCAUUCAAAGAAGUGUUCCCAAGUAUUCCUGCUGGAGUAGUGGCUAUGGAGUGAAGAGGGAAAGGUUAAAAAAACUUGUUCAUGUAGUUAUGGUGCAAACGGUUGUAAGCUUGAUGCUUGCUCAUGAUAAACUGAAGGCUUCAUAGAUAGUCUUUUGGACAUUUUAACUUCUGUGUUAGUGACCUUUUGAAUCAGUUUAUCAUAAUCUUUUUGCAGACUGCCAAUUGCUUUAGAUUCUUCAGGAGUUUCUAAAAAACGGUAAAUAGUACCCUCCAAUAAUUAUCUGUUUUUUCUUCAAUCCAAUAAUGAUUUGUUGAUAGUA